Molecule: messenger RNA, 342 nt
Organism: Phytophthora infestans T30-4
Lineage: Eukaryota; Oomycota; Peronosporomycetes; Peronosporales; Peronosporaceae
Exons: 3
Source: RefSeq, a predicted model, not a curated record
GAAGAAGACAGUGAAGAUCAUAACAUGAGCUCAGAGCUACUUGACAAGAAGGACGAUACUCUAAACGACGUUCACGAUGGCGAUCAAAGUGGUGAACACGCCAAGAUGCCCGAGCAAGUGGUGUUCGAGAAAGUUAAGAGCAACGGCAGCGUAGUGAGGAAACAAGUCCCCGUGUUUCGCGACGUGUACUUUGUGUUUAUGGGGUACGGCCACAGCGAAGAAGAUCAACCGGGAUUUGUUGAAGAUAUCCAGAUGCUACUACGAGAUGACGACUUGCUAAUGUUCAACGAGAUCGUUGCUGAAGAGCAAUUGACGGACAACAAUGUUGCUCUCACACUGUGA